This is a messenger RNA of Cercocebus atys (sooty mangabey), 4551 nucleotides long. It is a transcript of the gene ZNF718, whose product is annotated as zinc finger protein 718. The record is from RefSeq and is a predicted model, not a curated record. NCBI's taxonomy places the organism in Eukaryota, Metazoa, Chordata, Mammalia, Primates, Cercopithecidae.
AUGCCAUAUUUCAAGAUGAUGAUUGGUGGGCCUGUCUUCGGAUACCUGGUCAGCUGUCUGGAGCAAAGAAAAGAGCUCUACAAUUUCAAGAUACAUCAGACAGCAGCCAGACCCUCAGCUGUGUGUUCUCAUUUCACCCAAGACCUUUGGACAGUGCAGGGCAUAGAAGAUUCAUUCCACAAACUUAUACAAAAAGGACAUGAGAAACGUGGACAUGAGAAUUUAAAAUUAAGAAAAACUUGUAGAAGUGUGAAUGAGUGUAAGGUGCAGAAAGGUGGUUAUAAUGGAAUUAACCAAUGCUUAUUAACUACCCGGAGCAAAAUAAUUCAAUGUAAUAUAUGUGUUGAAGUUUUUCAUAAAUUUUCAAAUUCAAACAAACAUAAGAUAACUGGAGAGAAAACCUUUAAAUGUGAAGAAUGUGGCAAAUCAUUUCAUGUGCUCUGACGCCUAACUCAACACAAAAGAAUUCAUACUGGAGAGAACUCCCACACAUAUGAAGAAUGUGGCAAAGCCUUUAAUCGGUCCUCAAUUCUUACUAAACAUAAGAGAAUUCAUUCCAGAGAGAAACCCUACAAGUGUGAGGAAUGUGGUAAAGGCUUUACUCGGUCCUUACACCUUACUAAACACAAGAGAAUUCAUACUGGAGAGAAACCAUACAUAUGUGAAGAAUGUGGUAAAGCUUUUAACCAAUCCUCAACCCUUAAUUUACAUAAGAGAAUUCAUUCUGGACAAAAAUGUUACAAAUGUGAAGAAUGUGGUAAAGCCUUUAAGUGGUCCUCAUCCCUUAAUGAACAUAAGAGAAUUCAUGCUGGAGAGAAAUCCUUCUCAUGCGAAGAAUGUGGCAAUGUCUUUACUACAUCCUCAGACUUUGCUAAACAUAAGAGAAUUCAUACAGGAGAGAAACCCCACAAAUGUGAAGAAUGUGGCAAAUCCUUUAAUAGGUCCACAACCCUUACGACACAUAAGAGAAUCCAUACUGGAGAGAAACCCUACACUGGAGAAUGUGGUAAAGCCUUUAAUUGGUCCUCAACCCGUAAUGUACACAAGAGAAUUCACUCUGGAAAAAAUCCCUACAAAUGUGAAGAUUGUGGCAAAGCCUUUAAAGUGUUUGCAAACCUGCGUAAUAAUAAAAAAAUUCAUACUGGAGAGAAACCCUACGUAUGUACACAAUGUGGCAAAGCCUUUAAAUAGUCCUCACACCUGAAUAAACAUAAGAAAAUUCGCACUGUAGAUAAACCCUACAAAUGUAAAGAAUGUGGGAGUACUUUUAAGCAGUAUUCCAACCUUCCUCAACAUAAGAGAACUCAUACUGGAGGAAAAUUUUAGAAAUGUAAAGCAUGUGGGAGCUUUUAAGUCUUCCUCAAUCUUUUAUAAUCAUAAUUCAUACUGGAGAGAAAGUCUACAUAUGUGAAAAAUUUGGCAAAGCUUUUAACCACAACUCAAUCUGUUCUAAACAUAAGAGAAAUGGUAUUGGUGAGAAGCCAUAAAAAUAUGAAAAGUGUAGAAAAGCCUUCAAAUGCUUGUCACAUCUUACUAUUUAUAAUUCCUACAGAAGAAAACCCCUAGGAAUAUUAAAAGUGUUGGCAAAACUUUUAACCAAUGCUCAUAUCUCUUAGCACAUGAUAGCAUUUAUGCUUGAGAAAAAUAGUACAAAUAUGGAAAAUGUAGAAGAGCCACUAAUGCCUACUCAAGUGUUACUAAAUAUCAGAGAGUCUGUACUUAAUAAAAGCAUUAUAAAUGUAAUGUUUGUUGAAAGACCUAUUAGAAAAUACAGGUCUUAAAAGUGAAGAAGAGUAUUCUGAAGACGGACAAUACAAAUAGCAAGAUGGUUGUUGUACCUAUACUUGCAUCAUGGGUCUUAUUGUGCAUAUUUCGUACUAGAAGAAAACCCUGAAGCACUUGCCCAAAAUUUCUUCAACAUUGGAGAAUUUAUAUUGGAAAGAAAUUUUACAAAUAUAAUAAAUUUGGAAAAGCAUUUGUUCAAAAACUGUAGCUUAAAAAGUACCAGAGGGUUUAUACUAGAAGAUAUUUUGUAGAUGCGUUAAAUAUGAAAAGAUAUUCAGUCUAAAAUUAAGACUAAACGUCAGAAUAUUUACAGUAGAAAGAAGAAGGCAUUAACACUUGAAACAUUACAGUAAAUCAGAGUGUUAAGUAUAAAAAAAUUCCAAAGCCGAAACUGUUAGAUAAUUUCUUUGUAUAUAAGUUGAAAAGGAGUAGAUUUUUGAAGUUAUUCCAUUGAAAUUAUACUUUUUUACUUGAAAAAGUUAUAGAUUUUUUGAAAAGCAAAUUCAACUCUAAAAUUUAUUCAUACUGAUUCAACUUAUUGUUUAUAUGAAAGCGUGUGAUGAGUUGUUGCAUCAGAGGUAUGAGUGAUUCUUUUUAGGUAGGCAUCAUUCAUGAACUUUUCCAUGAAUGAGUAAGGACAUUGAAAGAUGCAUGAGAUGAUGUUUGCAUCUUUGUGGUUGACUUAUAUCAUUGCGUGAUUCGUGAGGUACAUGUUCAAAGUAAUAUUCUUCUGCAUUAUAGUGAGAGAAAAACAAUCUGAAUUUUAGUAAUAAAUUGUUUUACCAAUUGUACAUUUAGGUAAUAAAAUACAGUAAAUUUUAAAAUUAUCUUUUAAGAUUGUGUGUGAACUUAAUUUUUUAAUUCAACAAAAUUGCUAAUGUGUUGAAAUUACUGUGUCUGGAAUGAAGUGUUAUUAUGCCACAACUUUCACCUAUCCCACCUUACUCAAGGGUAUAGGUAAAAAAUGGUAACAGUAUACUUUUAGUAACAUAGUUUAAUGACAUUUCUAGCAAUCUCUUUUUCCAGUGGCUUUAAACAGCAAAUAAAUUGAAUAAUAUUGUUCUCAUGUUAAAUUUUUAUUAUUUUUCUUAUUUAAAUUUAUUUUUAAAAAUUUAUGUGGGUACAUGGUAUGUGUAUAUAUUCAUGGCAUAUAUGGGUUACUUUGAUACAGGCAUACAACAUGUAAUCACAUCAGUGUAAAUGAGUUAUUCAUCACCUCAAGCAUUUAUCCUUUGUAUUACAAACAAUCCAAUUAUACACUUUAUUUUUAAAUGUACAAUUAAAUUAUUUUUUAUUACAAGUAAUUUUAUGGUUGUAUUCAGUAUUAUAUCAGAAUAUAAUGUAGACAUUUCUGUGUCCUGAAUACAUAUUUUUUUAAAUGUUCCAUAUUUUUCUGUGGACAUGUGGCUUCUCUUCUGGCAAACACAUACAGACUUUUAGUUUUGAUUUACAUGGAGAUAAAUAUAUAAAUGUAUUGCUCUAAGAUAAACCUUAGGUAUAAAAAAUUAUAGAACAAGCAAUUGUGUUUGGAAAUUUGUACCUAUUUUCCAAAGAAAAUAGCAACGUUGGGACAAAAAAUAUUCUUUUAAUAAUAUGUAUAACUGAUUAGAAACAUAAAAACCUAAAAUAUUCUGGAAACAAAUCUAUACUAUCUUCUUUGUAUUUAAUUAAUUACUGUAAAAUCUAAUGGAUCAUUGUUGAGAAUCUCCUUGUGCAAAUUACCUGUUUUGUCUGGUACUCAUGCUAGUGAUACAAUUCACUUGUUUCUCAUAGUUUUUUGUUUUAACUUCAUUAAGUAUUGUGUGAGCUGGUCAGAAAUUGUAAGAAUGAUUUUUAUAAAAUUUAGUAGAGCACACAAAAUAAAUUUAAGAUGUUCACAAUGUGUGUAUUAAGUAAUAUUUAGUUAGAACAUUUUGUUUAAUUGGGGAACCAUAUAUAAGCUGUUUAGUUAUUGUUCCUUUCACUUUUUAUAAUUUACAUAAUUGAGUUUAUUGGGCCAAUUCAAGUAAGUACUGGGAACACUUUAAAAGUUAUGAGGAUGUUUUGAUACAUAAUUGCAGUGAACAAACAUAAGAAAGUGAAGGGUGUGUAAUAGAUGCUCCAUAAUUAGGUACAAAUAUUUUUCUGAAGUUUAUUUGUAGGUCCAAGUAAGAGAUUGAAAAUAUCUGUGGUGAAGAAAUGGUAUUAAUUCUGCAUGUUAAGAGGACAUUUGUUCCCAGGCUGUAAAAGUGACUCAUUCUGAAUUUAAAUAAGAUUUCGGUGUUUAUAUUCUAAUUAUCUUCAGGUUUUUUUUUGAUGUCUUUAUGUGUUCAUCCUCAGCUGUGUGUACCUCACAGCCCUUCUCCUGAUUUGUGUUAUGGCUACAGUUUUUUCACUCUUCUCUUCAUGCCAUGUAAUUUCACAUGGAUUUUCUAGGUUCUCAUGAAAAGUUUGGAUUUUUUUUAAUGUGGUAAAUUACUGUUUUUAAGUGGGGUGUUUGUAUAGUUUAUCAAUGCAACAUUUAUAUUACUUAAGAGUCAUUUACUGUUCACAUGUAAAAGGAUUCAGUCAGUCAGCAUUGUUUUUCUCUGUAAAAGAAAAAUUUUAUGAGAUUCUAAACAAAGUGUGUUAAAUGAAACAUAAGCUAGAAUAGGUAAAGCAUUAAUAUGGGUGGAUUGCAUAUUAUAACUACCAUAUGAAGAAACUCAUCCAAAUUUUGAAAUCUCUUAGAAGAAAAUAUGUCUUAGAAAUAAAUUUCUAGGCCGGGCAAAGUGGCUCACGCCUGUA